Messenger RNA from Anisakis simplex (herring worm), 120 nucleotides. NCBI's taxonomy places the organism in Eukaryota, Metazoa, Nematoda, Chromadorea, Rhabditida, Anisakidae. The record is from the annotation of a GenBank genome assembly.
AUGGUUAAUCCGAUCUGCGCCCACUGCGAUGAUCUGUUGACAAUUGGAGAUGAUCUCGACAGCGGCGACAACGCAUCAGCAAGACGAGUGAGUAUAAACAUAAGCCUAAAGACCGUGUAA